UAACUACAAUCACUAAAACUUCUUCAGAGAAAAAGCCACUCACCUUGCAGUUUUCUUUGCACAAGGGAAGAAAACUGUUUUAAACUGGAUCAGCAAGCUAGGGAGGGGAUUCUUUUUAUAAGAGAUGACUUGGUACAUCACGCAUUGAGGAUCGCGACAGCAACUAAAUGUCCAGAAAGGAAUUUUAUUGUUUUCAUAGCUUACUCAAACUCAUUAUUACAUUUAUUGUGUAAUUUAUGUAGCGCAUGUAACAACAAUGCAGAUAUGGAUGAUAAUUUAGCAAUUAUUUUUGUUUAAACCCAGAAGCGAAAAUAUCCAAAUUUCCAGUGGGGAGAUCUGGAAAAGAACCGCCUGACAUGACAGAAGGAUUUGUUCAAGGACAAAACCCUGAGUAUGAAUUCAAGUUCCUCACUUGUUUUCUGUAUGACCGGCCCUGCACUUGCGUCGCCUGUCAUCUGACUGAGACCUACUGAAUAAUGCACAGAUCUACUAAAAUGCUCUGGUUUAAAAGACCAUUUUGGAGAGGAGUCUUUGCAGUGACCUUUGUGAUGGUGGGUCUGGUCACUUUGUUUUACUAUUCUGAUGAUUUCUCCAUCUCAGACAACAAACUUCAAAAUGAUUUGAUAAACUAUGAACAACACAUACUGUCCUUAGUCAGAGAAUUCCCAAAAAUUGAGCCCACACCAAGAUGUGAAAGAAACAUAUCUGUUGAAAAGAUUCGGGACUUCAACUCACUUCCUACUAACAUCAAAGACCUCCUCUACUACCGCCACUGCCGACAUUUUCCCAUGCUACUUGACAUCCCCAACAAGUGUGGUGGAAGCAAUGCAUCAUCUGACGUCUUCCUUCUACUGGUCAUCAAAAGUUCUGCAAUGAACUACGACCGCAGAGAAGUGCUGCGCAAGACAUGGGCCAAGGAGAGACUGUCUAACGGCGUGUGGAUCCGAAGGGUCUUCAUCUCAGGGACGAUGGGCACAGGUUAUGAGAAGAAGAGACUAAACCAUCUCCUCAAGACGGAGCACAGAAAGUACAACGACAUAAUCCAGUGGGAUUUCAAGGACUCGUUUUACAACCUCACGUUGAAGCAAAUGCUCUUUUUGGAGUGGAUGGAGAGAAACUGCCCCCGCGCCCACUUCCUGUUCAACGGUGAUGACGAUGUCUUUGCCAACACAGACAACAUGGUUCUCUAUCUCCAAAACUUUGAACGCAAAGGUGAAAGGAAGCACCUGUUUGCAGGCCAUCUGAUCUACAACGUGGGACCCAUCCGUUCUCCGAACAGUAAAUACUACAUUCCAGAGCAGCUCCAUAAGUCCGAUUCAUACCCCGCUUACUGUGGUGGUGGGGGCUUCCUUUUGUCUGGCUACACAGCUUUGGUCAUUUAUGCCAAUUCACACUCCAUCCCCAUUCUUCCAAUUGAUGACGUUUACAUGGGGAUGUGUCUGGCUCAUGCAGGGUUUGAACCGGAGCAUCAUCUUGGAGUGAGAACAGCUGGACUACAUGUUCCUGGCAAGAACGUUGAUGAGUUUGACCCUUGUUUCUUUAAAGAAAUGCUUCUUGUGCACAGAAUAAUGUCAGGAGAGAUGUAUACUCUGUGGAACAGAAUUCAUGAUCCAAACCUUCGGUGUUCCCCUGUCAAUUCCAGAUUGUAAACUGGAUGGUUUUUGGGUUUUUUCCCCCACCAGAGAAGUUUCUGUUCUAGAACCAGGCAGAUCCUGUUCUGGAUCCACAUCAGCUGGUUCCGGCUGUGAUUUUUCAGUUAUAGAUCCUAUUCUUCAAUUACUGUAAUUGAAUUUCUCUAGACGGGGCGUUUGACUUUCCACUUGCUUCAGUCACUGAUACAUUUAAAAAUUGUGAAGAAACCAAUUUUUAAAGUUUCUUCACAAAAUAUGGGUUUUCAGUUAUGGCUUACAGAAAUACAGCUGUCUCAAACUUAGAGAUGGAGGAGAGGAAGGAAAGGAAUAUACAUAUAAUUUAUUUGAUAAAUAUUAAACAUUGUCAUUAUGGAGACAAAUUAUUGUUUUCUUUCAUGUACAUAAUGUUAAGGAUGUUGUGUGUAUUUUAAAGUUCUUAAUAAAACAGGAUUAUGGGUCUGGUGUCUCAUAAAAAUGUA
Poeciliopsis prolifica (blackstripe livebearer) is the source of this 2110-nucleotide messenger RNA. Its product is annotated as N-acetyllactosaminide beta-1,3-N-acetylglucosaminyltransferase 3-like. The coding region runs from base 477 to 1649 and encodes 390 amino acids. Gene Ontology annotation, cellular component: membrane. NCBI's taxonomy places the organism in Eukaryota, Metazoa, Chordata, Actinopteri, Cyprinodontiformes, Poeciliidae. The transcript has 3 exons. Gene Ontology annotation, molecular function: hexosyltransferase activity. The record is from RefSeq and is a predicted model, not a curated record.